Molecule: messenger RNA, 690 nt
Organism: Chaetomium strumarium
Lineage: Eukaryota; Fungi; Ascomycota; Sordariomycetes; Sordariales; Chaetomiaceae
Exons: 2
Coding region: 1-690 (229 amino acids)
Source: RefSeq, a predicted model, not a curated record
AUGCCCAUCGGCCUGCUAUUGAUUGCGGGCAUACCGACGACCAUAGGUGUUUGCGAGGCGUUGAGCGCGCAGAAGAAGGCGAAUGCAUCGGCCAAGGAAAAGGCAAAAUUCCACCUGACCGUUACUGUUUCGCUUGAUGGAAGGGACCCAGUCGAGUGCUGGUGCAUCUUGAAAGAUGGGAAGCUUUGGAUCGACCACCCCGCGUUCCCAAUGCCUGGCCACAAGUUCACCGGCUACUAUUUCACAUACCCGUCCGAGGCCAAGCACAUGGGACUUGUCAGCACAAUCGCCGACGACCCGCCCAUGCUCAACUGGAUCUUUGUGGACAAGGACACCAAGAUGGUGCGCCAUGGAGGCCGGCAGGACACCCUGGGCGGCCACACCAUCGGGCCAUGGUACUGGAGCGAUGACGAGCAGUGGUUGACGUUGGAGGGCGAUGCGACCCGGUUUGCGGCUGUUCAGACGGAGGACAAGAAGUGGGCAAUUGCGUGGGAUGCUGAUGGCCGGUUCAGCAAGAAUGGGGUCGCUGAAGAAGUAAGCGGCACGGAAACGGAAACGGAGCCUGAAACGGUGGAAACGGAGGGGGUGGCGGACUUCACACCACGUCCGAAGAAAUGGGUGCCCGUCAUGCUUCACAGGAAGAUGCAACUCGGGAUGGAAAGUCGAUACGUCAAAGGGGCGAACGGAUGA